GUCGCUGGGAGUUACGCUGUGGGAGCUGUUCGAGCUCGGCCGCCAGCCGUACGACACGUAUUCCGACCGCCAGGUCCUCAACUAUGUCAUCAAGGAACAGCAGCUCAAACUCCCAAAGCCGCAGCUCAAGCAACUGCAGUCCGACCGCUGGUAUGAGGUGAUGCAAUUUUGCUGGCUGCAGCCUGAGCAGAGACCCACAGUGGAAGAGGUCCAUCUACUUAUUUCGUACCUGAGUGUGAAGGGAUCUGGCGAGCUGGAGGAAGAGUUUGAGAAGCGUUGGAACUCCAUGAAACCCAAUGGUGGAACAGAUGUCGAGACUCACCAUGAGCCCGAACUGUCCUCUUACCCCCUGCUGGAGCACUUUUCUUCGGACGGGUUCCAUUCAGACGGAGAUGAUGUGCUGACGGUGACUCAGACCAGCCAAGGGCUCAACUUCGAGUAUAAAUGGGAGCGUGGGCGGCAUGAACAAUAUCCACUGAGCCCUGGAUGCCAGUCUUACCAAGAUAUGUACUAUACAACCAGCACUGGUGAAAGGCUCAGUCUCGGCGUGUCACCAUCUGGCUACGAUGACAAGGACUGCAACCCAAACUCCCGCCCGCUCGAGCUGGUACCCGUUCUGAGUGCUCGUAGCCCUUCGGUGGCAGGAGACUACUAUAUCCGUAUUGAAGAGCCUUUGGGGAGCAAUGUUGAACAGGACUACAGCCCACAGCAUGAUGUGAAACAGAAUGUGGAACUUUCAACAGAGGACCAACCAUGUGGAGAUAGUCCUUCAAUAAGCCUUUCUAUGGAGCUUCUGCUGGAACAAGUUGUCUGUUCUGCUAAGGAUGAGAGCCCAGUCAAUCCGGCCACAAACCAAUGCUCUAGCCCCUCCUAUGGAGAAGAGGCAAGGGAGAAGAACGUAAUUAACUGUUCAACAGAGGAUGAUCCCCUUGGAGCCUCUCUGACGUUUAAUCAGCUCGGCCACAACCUUCUUGGCCCAGAUGAGGCAGAAAAGAUCACUACAUCAGAAAAUGAGGACUGUAGUAACACCUCUAGAGACCCUAUAGAGCUCGCUGCAGUGAAAUGUGAAGGUGAGGAUGUAGAGCAGGGUAACCUUCAGGAAGAUCUAUCAUCAAAGGCCUCUUGUCCUGUUGCUUUCUCACCUCACUGGGCAUCCAACAUCUCCUCAAAUAAUAACAUCUGCAGUGAACCGCAGCAGCCUGGCAUUUGGUUAAAUUCUCGCUCGGAGUAUUCACAGGAUGUUGAGACCGAACCGUACGGUCCCGAAUCAUGGCAGAUUGCAGAGUCUGGGGACGGGGAUAUCGUCACCUGUUCAACAGCGGUGGAAGAUCAGUUUUUCGAUGCUGAGGAGUUUGCAGCACUUGAGUGUUCGAUCACGGUGGAAACAGACUCUGGUAACUCAGACCUUCUGUUCUCUUCUCCUGUGUCAGAAGCAACUGAUAUUAAAUCCUCAACGUUACCCUCAACUGAAAUCCGCCAUCCUCUAGCAUCCCCAGACAGCGAAGAAGUAACCCCUGAACCAGAAAUGGAUCCUCUCGGUGUUUGUGUUAUAGUACAUUCUGAACUUCCUACACAUUCAGAACCCACGCAUGACCUUCACAUAACAGAGGAAGACAUAUCUGUAGCUGGAUCCCAAGGGGCUUCCCUACAAAGCUUAUCUGAGGAACACUGUAAUCUCUCCCUUGACAAGGAUAAAGAAAGCCCUGAGAAACUGUUUUGCAAAGACUUUUACCAAACUCACAGUGACAGUGACGAUGAAGACACCAUGGAGCUGACUUCAGGGGUCUUCACAGACCUGUCUAGUGAGAAAGGAGACACAGCCCCAUCGUUCAGAUCCCUACAGAAACAAGUAGGGACCCCAGAUUCACUGGACUCCCUAGACAUGCCAUCGACUGCUAGCUCUUGCGAUGCCUUCAGCCUUGGAACUUAUGCACCUUCUGCACAGCACAAAGCGCUGGACAGCGGCUAUGACACAGAAAACUACGAGUCUCCAGAGUUUGUGUUAAAAGAACCACAAGAGAGCAGAGAGGCCGAGGUUUAUUACCAGCUGAGUCCAUCCCAAGAACAGAGCCUGGAACCUGGAGAUAUGCCAAUGUCCCGCUCAAUUAGCAGUGACUUGCAAGGUCUAGAUGCCAAGAAUCCCUACCGAGACUCUGCAUAUUUCUCAGACUAUGAUUCUUUCAAUCGGGAAGAAGAGGAGGAAGGAGACCGAGGUGAAGGGAAGGAGAAGGAAGGAGCCACCAAGACUUCUGACUCUAUAGAUAUAAACGUAGACCCCACGGCACCUAACUUAAUAGAAAGCACUGAGAACUUAAAUGAUGGCCAAGGUCAUUGCGCAGCAGCUGCAGAAACUGAUGCUCCUAAAUCUCCUUCACCCCUGCCUUCCCUGCUUUUAUCGGAAGACUCACUACUUUGGCUCCCUCCCAUCAUCAGGGAAGAAUCAGUAGAUGAAGGCCUGGGCUUAGAAUGUCCUAAAGACUGCUCUCUUAAUAAGCAACCCAACGCAAGUUCCACCAUAAAGUCGGCCUCGCACAGAACCUUCACCCUGUCCCCUGUCCAGCUUUGCCUCACCAAAGCAUGCACUGUAAAGCAGGGCUCAGCGGGAAGCAUCACUUUGACCACUGGACUUCAGCCAGCAGAGAAAGCACCCUCCAACAGGGAAUCAUUAGGAGCAUGCCACUUGCCCAAAUGCGUCUCGCCUCCUCUUAUCCGAAAGGAGGGCAGAGUAGGCGAUUCCACCGACGAUGAUGAAGAGGAUGAAGAAAGUGAGGACAGCGAUGAGUCCGACGAGGAACUCCGAUGCUACAACAUCCAGGAGCACAGCGAGGAGAGCGAAGAGGAACAUUCCACUGUCCCCGUUGUUAUCAUUGAUCAUGCCAGUGCUAGUCACCUGCGAAGUCUUCUAAAGGCGCCCAACUUCGUGCCCCAGGCUGCUCCAGAGGAGUCCGAUAGGAAGAAGAAGGCUGUAUCUUUCUAUGAUGAUGUUACUGUCUAUUUAUUUGAUCAGGAAAGUCCAACACUGGAUGGUGCAGAUCAGGAGUUGCCAGAACUGCCGACCGUGCUGCAGGAGGUUCAGCAGAUAACCUAUAAAGAGCCCUCCAACCACCUCUUAGAUGGCAGCUUUGAAUGGGAUGGCGAGUUGCCUGUUAAACCUGCGAAGAGCUCCUUUAUCACCUCACUCUCACCAGCGAUGCUGAACGCGGAAGUGAACAGUACCCCCGAGCCCUUACCGCUGGCCGUCCAGAAGCCAGUGCUGCCCGUUCAGCUCUCCAGGUUCAGCGUGUCUCCAACCUCCGUGUCCCGGUUCUCUAUAACGCAGGUGGCGGAUAAUGCCGCGGGGCCACUGGAAGCAGAUAAAGCGCAGUCCGGAGAGAAGAUCUGAGACGGUUCCGGAAGGAUUUUGGGGGAUUUCUCAGGACGGGAGGACGGGACGUCUGCUGCAGAUUUGGAGAUUUAAGGAGAACCUUUUUUUUUCCCUCCAUCUGUUACUUCUCUGCUGCUGCCGC
Messenger RNA from Nanorana parkeri, 3506 nucleotides. RefSeq names its product serine/threonine-protein kinase LMTK1-like. The annotation marks the transcript as partial. Lineage: Eukaryota; Metazoa; Chordata; Amphibia; Anura; Dicroglossidae. Gene Ontology annotation, molecular function: ATP binding; protein tyrosine kinase activity. The record is from RefSeq and is a predicted model, not a curated record. Gene Ontology annotation, biological process: peptidyl-tyrosine autophosphorylation; brain development. The transcript has 5 exons.